AUUGUAAAAUUGAAGAGAACCCACAAUGAUGAAAACUUCAAAAAUGUUGUCAACAACACCUUAGCUAUAAUGAUGAAAACAACAAGCUUUAAGAUUAUGUGCACCAUUUUGUACGCUUGUCACGUUUGGUCUCAGAGAAUUGACAUCAAGUCGUUUGAUCAAACCUUGAGCGUCACCAGCUGCAGACGUGGACUACGUCACGAUAUCGACCGUGUGGUGAUGGUUGCAGACGUAGACUUCCCGCCUCAGGGUGACACGUGGUAUCGGGUUGUUCAGUUUCAAAUCAAACCGUUGGGGGCGGAUGAUAGUAGCUACACACACCUGUGCGGUGUAGACCUGAGAGAAGGGUGCAGCGGUUCGGUGCCAGACCUAUGCUACUGCAGCUCGGCAAGCGGCAACGUCAGCUACCGUGCCGUGAUCAACAUGACGGCUAGGGCUGCCUACAGUGGGGCGACGGUCCGAGGGGUCAUGAGGUUGCACAACAACAGUGCUUUCUAUCAGCCUGGGGAGAAGCGUCUUCCGGCAAUAUUCGAUCUUUCCUCUGUAAAGCUGCAGUUAAACAACGAAAGUUGGACUUCCGGUAAAAAGAUGGAGAUAAGCUCAAAUCAGAGUAUAAUUUCAUUCUGCUGUUUUAAUUCGCCUGAUCCUUGCACAGUCAAAAUAAAACAUGGGGUUAGCGUUCUUACUUCAGGCGUUAACUGCACGGAGCUGAAUCUCAAAACAAAACUAAACAGAACAACAACCUUGAGUUUACAGAUAGAUGUGUGUGGCUACCUGAAAUCUACAGGCAGUUACGUUUAUAUUUAUGAAUACGUUGAAACACCGAAGAAAGAAGAAGAGAAAUUCGGAACUCCAUUCAUCAUUUCUCUGUCUGUUGCUUCAGGACUUUUACUGGUUUUCUUAUCUGCGGCGUUUAUUCAGCUCUGUGUGAAAAUGAGGCACAGAGCGAGACGACUAAAUCAACGCAAGGACCUGCCUGCCAUCUACAACAGCCUCGAUGACCUACAUAUUUACCACGAAGUCCAGAACGAGGGCUACAGGAGGGUGGCAAACGAGAACGAGGCUGCCGGCCCACAAGACAUGAGUACUGUUGACCAGCACUGUGAUGGGUAUAUCACACCAUUAGAUCUACUACAGCGGUCUACAAGUAGUCCGGAAAGUUCUGAAAAUUCGCUUUCUGGAUAUACGACUAUAGAUUGACACAAUCUAGAUUUGUAUCACGAUAAACUUGU
Molecule: messenger RNA, 1232 nt
Organism: Physella acuta
Lineage: Eukaryota; Metazoa; Mollusca; Gastropoda; Physidae
Source: RefSeq, a predicted model, not a curated record